This is a messenger RNA of Ornithodoros turicata, 9991 nucleotides long. RefSeq lists its product as uncharacterized. Gene Ontology annotation, molecular function: chitin binding; chitinase activity. The record is from RefSeq and is a predicted model, not a curated record. Bases 79 to 9858 code for a protein of 3259 amino acids. Gene Ontology annotation, cellular component: extracellular region. Gene Ontology annotation, biological process: chitin catabolic process. The transcript is spliced from 82 exons. Lineage: Eukaryota; Metazoa; Arthropoda; Arachnida; Ixodida; Argasidae.
GCGAGCACAGCUCAUUCAUUCACGUGCGAACCAUCCGCAAGCACCUGGGCGUUCUUGAGUCUGAGAACUUUCAGGAAAAUGGAUGAUCCGCAAGAAUUGCGCCCAUUACGCCGUGGACAGCUCCCUGAAGGUGCUGUGCCGAAUGUCCGUGAGGAUGAGAAGCCGGCAGACAGUAACAGCCCUCCAGAGUUCGACGCGCCAUUCUUAAAGAUCGCCCUGGUAGGAGGAUGCAUACUGCUGGUUGCUGUCAUCGUGAUGGUCACCAGCAGGGAGGAAGAGCUGCGCCAUAAUGCUACUAUGGCCCGCGGCAGUUCUUCACCCGUCUAUGUACAUCAUGUCGUGAAGGGCAGCUCUGCUGAAAACAUCACGAACAUUAGCAGAACCAUUGGCCAACCCGCUGCAUUACCAAAGCCCGCAGUUCAAAUAUUGCACCAAGAAGAAAGCAAGGCUUCGAGAGCGGCCAUCGACAGAAUACUCUUGGAGGCUAAACCGCGGCUGUCGGUCCUUCGUCCUCAAGGAGCCAGACCUCUUUUGUGCGUGGUGUCUCCAGAAGCAAAACACCCGCUUCAGUUUCCCAAGAAGUACUGCACUCACCUUGUCUAUUCCGAUGUCGAAUACGAUCUCCGAAACACCACCUUCACUCCCGUUUGCGAGGCCACAUUCGCCGUCUUACAAACGCUCAAGGCUGCCUCCGAGAUGCAGUUUCUGGUGAACAUGGUCCCACGCACCCUUAAAGCCUUGACUCGAAAGAGCGAAGAGCGAGUACGCUUUUCGGACGCGGUAUCACGCUGGCUCACCUCAUUCGGUUUUAACGGCGUUGCAUUUCUCGGUCAAAUCGAGGAUUCUGCCUCACUUGAAGCCCUUGUGACCACUAUACGCUCUCUAAAUAGUGUUCUGGGACCACUCAAGCUUGAGAUCGCCGUCGGCGUAACAGUACAGGACUGGGAUGGAAACCCGAUGCUCGUUGCUCGAAGACUGGCUGCCGUUGGAGAGCACGCCGACUACCUUAUUCUAGAGACUCACUACCAGGGAGUCCUGAACGAGACCUGUCGCACGGCAUUCCCUUCAGUCUUCUACUCUGACGAUCGUCAUACGCCAUCCGUACCUAUUACUCACGCCUUGUCCUGGAUGACCAGCAUGCUUCUAGACCAGAAGUCACAGGUCAACACAUGUUUUUCGGUAACGCUUGCAGCGUUGCUCUUCAAAGGUGCCGGAAGUCCUCUGGCAGCGUGCAAGACCAGUCAUCCCGUCAGUUACAUGAAGAUCUGCAAGGACUCUCAAUGGACUGCUGGUGUCACUACUGACGUGGAUGUUUUGGCAGAGAAACGACUUGGCAACGGACAAGUGGAGUCUCACGAAGCACCUGCUCUUCUUGCAGCCAAGGUAUCACGCGCGAUCUCUAUGUUCCCGCUCUCAUGCGUCGCUGCUUACCAAGUGGAUAUGGACGAUUACGAAGGCGAAUGCGGGAAACCGUUUGGCCGACUGAAACUUGUACGCCAAGCACAAGUAAAGCCCAUAGCGAGCGACGUUCCUCCUUCUGAUAUCCCUCCAGGACCGGAGAUAGUCAGUGAGACUUCGCCCAUAGGUAGCACCGACAGUGAACGACGUCGACGAUGUAUGGCCCCUGGAAAAGAGUCAGCGCGCCCGUUGGUAUGUGUGCUGUCCGACCGAACCUCCGUACCUCGUAAUUUUACGAAGCAGCACUGCACGCACAUCGUGCUUUCCCUGCGACGGUAUCCUACAGUCGACGCCAUGCGACAUGUGUCGUCAGACGUAUAUCAGCGACUAAAGGGGCGUGACGUCAAGGUAUUGGUCGCUCUGCACGAGGAUGUUCUCCUGUACACAAGUGCUGAUAAACUCGCGGAGUCUACCGCUGUGUUGCUCAGGGGUACACAGCUCGACGGCCUGGCUUUCCUUUACGUCAGUCAGACGGCACCACAGCUUCACAAACUCAAUCUGAAGCUGCAGACCUUGCACAGUUUUCUGAAGGCAAGCGAUCUCUGUCUGCUGCUCAGCUUGCAGCUAUCCGGGUACAUCGCACAGCCACGACUCGUUGAUAAGGCGCUGCGUGACGUGUCGAAGAAUGUGGACAUCCUUGUAGUGAACAGCCACUAUCCUGGGAGCUCCGACGUCUGUCGAGCUGUGCACACGUCCGUGUACAAGCAGAGGCUAGAUUCUUGUGUUCCCGUCGUUGCUGUGGAAACUGCCUUGUCAUGGUUAAAGUUCAUCGCAUCCACUAGCGUUGAGGUACCAUACCUGUGUUUUUCGGUGGAUCUGCGCGUGUUCCGCUAUGCUGGCAAGGCGCCACUUGGCGUCUGCGACUCGGAGGAACAGCUAGAGUAUUCCAAAGUGUGCUCCGAAACAGGAUGGAGUACAGUAUACGAUGUCGCCACUGAUAGUCUCAUGCGACGUAAGGACACCGAGCUGGAGACAUUUGACACUGCAAGCUCUCUGCGGAGGAAGGUAGAAUCGGCCAUAGCAGAUUAUCCGAAAGCGUGCGUCGCAGCGUACAACUACGACUUCGACGACGUGGUCGGGUUUUGCAAGGUCCAGAGACUUCCUGGUAUUCGAGCAGCGCUGGAUCGAACGAUUAGGCCCGCUUCGCAAAUGCUUCGGGAGUACGAUGAACCAGUGUCGGUGCAUGGAGAUUCAUCAAGAGUGGCCUCUAAACCGCUGGUGUGUGUUUUAUCGCGGGUAACUCAUGGGGUGCCUGUCAUUCCACAAGCCGAGUGCACACAUGUCGUACACAGAGAAGCAUGGUACGACGUCCUCUCUGGAACUAUCCACAUCAAAGAAUCUUCCCUAGGUCUUAUAGCAGAGCGGCCCAACAUAAAACAUGUGGUAGAUCUGGGCGGCGAGAUCUUCCUCAAGAAUGUGCUGGGUGGUAAGCCGGUCGUGCUCGAAGAGAUAGCCGCAAACAUUGCAGUCUCGUCUCGACGAAUGCACCUCGACGGGAUGGCCAUUCUGGACUUCAACCGCACGUCUAAGACCAUAGCUUCGCUCGCCCCUGUACUGUCGAUAUUCCGAAAGGCGUUUUCUCACGACCUGAUCCUUAUCCUAGGAUUGGAAGUGCUGGACGGAUCCCUCCCAACGCGGACCAUGACAAGGCGCUUGCUGAACACCAUAAAACUCGCAGACAUCACAAUAUUUCAGACCCACUAUAGGAGUGGUCGAGGGUACUGCCAGGUGUCCUACCCUUCCGUGUACGAGUACAAGGAAGGCAACCUUGUUCCAUUGGCCACCGCUCUGGACUGGAUGAAAGACCUGGGGCUACCGCACACAUGCAUCUCCUUUAACAUGGCCGUGCUAGAAUUCGAGAGGCUGAACAGCGACAUCCGCGACUGUCAGAGAGUCUCUCCCCGGAACUACUCAGAGACGUGCAAUGAGAGUGGAUGGAAGAGGGAUGACGAGACAUCGGAGUCGUUCUCAGCGGUUCGCGAAAAGGGCUCUGUGUGGCAGUCUUUUGAAUCCGUCCAACUCCUCGGACAGAAGGUGGAACGCGCACUCGAUCAGCACCCAGGUGCCUGUGUGGCAGCGUUCAAUGUCGAUCUCGAGGAUGCCACUCAAGCUUGCGAAGCUCAUGAAAGAAGAUUCGCCCGAGUCUCCGCGAUUGCAGAGAGGUACGUGAAGACUGAAGCCACCGUUAACCUUGCGUACCAACAGCUUCCUCAAAUGACUGAAGGAAGAGCUGCAAUCGUGUCUGCGGAGCUUGUAGGUUCUCCACCGCUUCAUCCUGUUGACACUCAACCUUCGAGAACUGAGCGUCCAGUGGCGUAUGAGCGUACAAAUGAGAGCAAGCUUAGCGCAAGUCGUCCAUUCGUUUGCUUCAUGAGUCGUGAAUGGGUGGCAGCGAACAACCCUCCUCCGAGUCAAUGCACGCACGUCGCCUUCUGGCAAGAGACAGCUGGAGUGAAAGAACUCCUUGGCCAGCUGAAGCGGAGGGUGAAUUCUCAAGUUAAAUACCUACUUGCUGAAGAACAUUUCAUGGAACGGAACAAUACUCGGUUGGCACUUGCUGCUAGCGACUUCGACGGCGUAGCCAUCAUCAACCUCCGGAUCCGAUCCACCGCUGUUGAAGAUCUUGGUGGUUUUCUGGAGACCUUCCGCAACCUUCUGCCUAAAGAACACAUACUGGUCGUGGGACUGGAGGUGUUGGAUUUUCACCAGGACGCCGCCUUGAUUGCUAAGCGUCUAGAACACGUUCAGAAGCAAGCCGACAUUGUCAUCCUUCAGACUCACUUUAGGAAAGGGAGCUUCUGCCGAACGGCCUACCCUUCCGUGUACCUCCCAUCUAGUGACAACUGCAUUCAAACAUCGCCUAUUGUGAUGGUGCUCCGAUGGAUGGAGCUCGGGUCUUCCCCAAAUAUGUGCGUCUCCUUCAACUUUGCCUCGCUGCGGUUCCACCUUACACAAAGCCCGGGCAUCGGAGAACUGUGUCAGAAUGUGGAGGAGAUCAAAGAUUUGUGCGGUACCGAAGAGUGGCAGAAAUCGGAAGAAGGGCAGUACUCCCUGGCUGCCAGCCGUUACCUAGGAGAUAUCUGGAUUUCUCAUGAAACAGAACGGCUUCUUCAGCGAAAGGUCAGCGGAGCAAUGUCGAUCUACCCUAACAUAUGCGUGGCUGCUUUCAACACUGACUUCGACGGGGGCAGUAAAUGCCGCAAAGAAGCCUACAGCCGUGUGAACGUUACGGCCGUUGCGGCGGGCUACAAGGAAAAGGAUCUUAACAUUCAGAAACCCAACGUGGCGCGUCAGUGGGGACCCCUGCACAAGCCGAGGAAACUAGUGUGUGUCUGUACCGGUAGUGACAACCCAAACGACAUUCCGACAGACUACUGCGACUACUACGUCUACGGGUUUAUUGACUAUGACACCAGUACCUACAUGCACAUCUUCCCCGAUGUCGACAGCGUGCGGCUGAUGCAGAGAUUCAAGCGACCAGGAGUGAAACUAAUAGCAGCUAUUGUACCGCUGAAGUUUGCUACUUUCCUCAGAGACAUGGGAGACCAAACCAAAGGCGAAAUUUUGUUCGCCAAAAUGGUGGGCUGGUUGUUUGAAUACAACCUCGACGGAAUGGGGACGGUCUAUUUGAAGACGAGUUUGAGCGACUGGGACUGGUUGUCACACUUCGUCCAUCACCUAGGGUGCAAGUUACAUUCUGCUGGCUUUGAGUUCGUCAUUGGCGUAACAAUUACUGACAUGCAAGAAACGCCGAUGACAAAGGCUAUUGAAAACAUUAGAUUGAUAUCCAGGGCUGUCGACAUUCUCAUAAUUGAGAGUCACAUGGGUUACGAUUUCCCCAAGGAAUGCCACAUACACUUUCCAAGUCGGAUGAAACACACGGAACCGGUCCUGGGAGAUAGCAUCACUAUUGACAGUGUCGCCCAACACGUGAAGCUUCUCAGCGAUGCUGGCGUUGAAACACCCAUCUGCUUUUCCUUAUCGAUGGGAGUGCGUACCUAUGAACUUGAUUUGAGGAAAUCAGGUAGUGAAAAACCAGGGGCUGCAUGCGCCGUUUUCAAAUACGACAACUACAGCGUCACAUGCGACACCAUGGAACAUUGGUCCGUUCCCGUAGUUGAUGGUCACGCCAAGUCCACUUGGAGAUGGAAGCCAAACAUGGUACAGACCUACGACACCAAGGAAAACAUUUUCGCAAAGGUGCUAGUAGGCAACACACACUGUGCGGCUGUGUAUGAGGUUGAGCUCGACGACCCCUACGAUGCUUGUAAGUCCGGCUACAAAUUCCCGCGGGUCCAAUAUGCUCAUCAGACACUCGAGACCAUGGCUAAGUUAUGGCCAGAACCGAAGAAAACUGUCACGGCGGACGAACCGGUGUUGAUCUGCGUCGUUACUGACAAGAAGCCGACUGUAAACGCUCCUUGCGACCAUUUUGUGUACUAUGCUGCCCGUUACGUUGGUGGAGAGGUUGGCCUCGAAGACACGUCAUACAUCCCAUUACAGAGCUCUCCCAUGGCGCAGUUCUUGGGGCAAGGCGACAACGAUCGCCGCUUUGUUUCCCUCGCUCCGCAGAGUCCUUCGUGGUUCAAGGAGAUGGAACAAGACUACGCUGCGAUGACUGAAUUUGAGUCCUCCGUCCCUAAGUUCCUGCUAAAGCACGCCCUUCGUGGUUUGGCGUUCCUGAGGCUAAACAUCUACGACGAGGAUGCUACAGACAUGUGGCGCUUCUUGCAGAAGGCGCACUGCGAACUAUCUCGCACUGGUCGGAAGAUAAUGCUGGGAAUCCACCUUAAAGAUGACGCCUCACCCACACUCCUAGCUAAGCUCAACAUCUUGAGCAGGGCAGUGGAUGUCUUCAUUGUGGAAACUCACCUGGAACUCUUUCCCACCGCAACCAAGUGCGCGACUCGGUAUCCGUCCAGCAUGUUUGGCACCUUCGCCGACGCUGGUACCAUCCCUGUCCAGUUGGCCACAAAAUGGUUCAGCGCCCUGCCUAAGCCACAGCCCUUGCUCUGCUACUCACUUUCCAUGGCAGCCUUCCAGUUUGAUAAUUCGCAGACCCCCGUUGGGGGCCCCUGUCAUGGGGCCAAACUGGUCGACAUCAGUGAGACAUGCAAGAGAGGGCACCCACCUGCACAAGCCAGUCACUUGGCUGUCUCCAGUUUCCAGGCUAUGAGAAACACAUUAACCACGUAUGACUCCAAGACCGACUUAAUUCUCAAGGUCGACCUAGCAAACACACAGUGUUUGGCGGCGUACGAUGUGGACUACGAUGAUCCCGAGGGUGCUUGCGACGUCCCCUUGUCGCGCACGAAGAUGGUAAACGAGUCGCUCUAUGAAGUCGCCAAAUCCUACGAGCUGACUCGAGAAGAAUACGCUCCACACCGAGCAAUAAGGCCUCUGAGCACCGAACACAUUACGAUAUGUGUCUUCUCCGAAGAAGCCAAGUAUAUCGACCUGGUGACGUUCAGUGUGUGCGACUACAUUGCCAUCGAACACUUCGAGCUCGAUUCAGCGCUCAAGGUGUACGUCAACGCCUAUAUCUUGGAACAAGUUCGACGUUACAGCAACGAUAUCACGACGAUUUUCGUAAUGAUGGCGACUGCUGAGGGACUUGUGAGCAGGUAUAAGUCCGGGCAACGCAUCGACGACGUUCUCAAGGAACUGGUUGUGUACAUGACUGAUGCCGGGUUCUGGGGUAUCGCCUUUUCCUACAACAAGACCAUGCCUACAGAUCUUGUGACGCAGGCCGGCGUUCUGGCGAAAUUGCGUGACGCAAUGAAAAUGGAACAGAGGGCCUUCUACGAAAUCAUGUUGGUGGUACCAUUUACCACCAAAUGGAUUAUCUGGUCUCGGAGUGCCGUCUUCAGCUACGUGGACCAUAUCAUCUUCCUUACUCACAAUGAUGACGCCGAGGGACGGUGCAAGAUAAGGUUCUCAUCGAGCUACACUGUGGACAACCUCACCAUCUCCAACGUGACGGACGCUGCGAUACUUAUGGAGACCCUACGGAAGUCCAAUAGGAGCCUUCCUCACAUGUGUUUCUCCCUAAGCAUGGCUGUACUGCAGUUCGAUGGUACCAACGAGGAUUCAUACGUGGGUGAUCCCUGCACAAAGAUGUCGACCGUUCCUUAUGAAAAGGCUUGUCCGAAGGACGCACAUGAGGACGAUGCGGAGUCUGCCUUUAUGAAUAUGGGUAGCUACGUGCUCACCUACGAAGACGAAGAAACGCUCGCUAUGAAGAUGGUCGCCCUUUCCGGCUUUUUGCCCAGGGUGUGUGUAGCUACAUUUCAUACGGAUAUGGAAGACUUCAAGGGCGACUGCAACCACCGUCCCCACGCGUCACGUUUGCGAACCAUAAAAUACAGCCUAAGCAUACCGGAAAGUGUGGCAAACAGACCGCACCUGAAGAAUCCGUUGCUAUGCACUGUUGGAAAGGCAAAUAUAGUGAAGGCAAUCCAUACGGGACUCUGCGAUAUGUUCAUCUUUACUGACGUAGAGUACGACGAGGCAAACCAUUUAGUGAGAGCUGCCCACAACCAGGAAGCCUUCGCUGAAUUCAUGGCCUCCCACGAGGGCUCUUUGCACGAUCCAGCGCGACCCAAGCGAGCAGUUGCUUUGGAUGCGGGCCAACCGAAGAGUGGGGCGUACGGUAAUAUGAAGAAACUGGAAGACCUUGCUCUGCACAUGGCCCUCUGGCUCAACUUGACCAAAUUGGACGGACUGGCCAUAUUCGGCGACGUUCUGUCACAGGAACUGCUGAUACGUCACAUAUUUUUCAUGGAGAAAAUGCAUUCAGCCUUCGUGCAACGCAGACGUGAAAUAAUUCUGAUCUACGGCUCCUCCAUCGUCGAGGGAUACAAAAUCUGGCCGAAGUCACGCAUCGCAACCUACGUCGACGUGAUGGUCCUCAUGGUUCACCGAAACACCUGGACGAACUCUCCGUGCAUAAUAACGAUGCCGAACACGUUUGACACGACACCCGAGUCUAAGCAGGAAGACAUCUAUCGGAACAGUAUCCGCGGUCUGCAAACCGUCGUGUCCGUGGUACCGGCGGUUACCGUGUCCCUCCAACUGGCAGUACGCCAGUUCCGCACGGAUAAAAAAUGGGUGAUGCACGAAACCUGUCUCUUCGAAACUUGGAUCCAUUACGAAAUGACAUGUGGAGGACCUACAACGAGCGUGGGAAAUUUCAGCGGCUCCUACCAGGCGCGGGAUACCAUGACGUUCAGAACAUUCGAGACAGAGGAUUCCGUGCGAAUCAAGGUCACGCUGUUUAACGAAUGGGUGAAGGGUAUGGGCGUGGUCCUCUUCAACGUCGACUUUGAAAGUCCUUUCACCAACUGCAGCACCAUGAGGGACGACUUCUCCAGGCUAAAAGUAGCUCAUCGGACUAUGAAUUCAAAUAAAGGCAUCAACGAGGACAUUCCAGUCCCGUUUCCGCCGGUGUUUCCGAAUUCGACGGCCCCUGAACCAAUUGCCCGACCGGAUAGACUAUCAGACAACCCUAUGGCAUGCAUCUUCGGGAAGCACACCACUAUGUUUCCGAAAAACUUCCCCAGGCGGAUGUGCGACGCCAUUAUUCUCAUGGCAUUCACUUACUACGGCCCUUCCAGUAGUGUUCUGCAUAUCACCAACACCCGGGCGCUCAAUGCGUUCUUGUGGCUAGAGAUGAACAUGAAUAAAACGCCCCACUACUACCUCGGAUUCAACCCAGAGUCUUUCAAGCGUCGUUGGAUCAGCGAUCCUAGGAUUUUUCAGCACUUCGCCGAAAGAGUGGCUGCAAUGAUGCAGACAAGUGCACCCAGAGUUCACGGCAUCUUCAUUCAGCACGGGAUCCUCGUUGGUGACGACCCCCAACAUUUCUCAACCAUUAUCCUCCGUACUCGCAAAGAGGUGAAGAAAUUUCGACAUGAAGGCGUAUUCCUGGUUGGCAUGGCUGCACUGAUGCCCCUGUACCCCAGAGACUGGGAGCAGGUCAUGUACCUCGUACAUUACACCAAUAUAAUGGUCAUGUUGUCGCACCGGCUUGAGCCUUCGACAGGUCCAUGUCGUGUGGAAACCCCGUCCACGAUUCAGCGGAACGAGUAUACUCUGGGUAUCUGGAAGUGGACCCAGAGCGUCAUGGUCGCCAUGGUCAACCUCGCCCAUAGGAAAUCUCUGCCGCCUAUGUGCUUCAGCAUCAAUAUGGCAGUCAUGAACUACUCCGUCCCACCGUACACACAUGACUUCGGUGGAUUCUGCAACGACGAACAGUGGACAGGUUAUGCACAGAGCUGCCCAACAUUCGGAACCCCCACGUACGUGUCGUCCAGUAAGCUCACCGCGUACACUCGGACCCGAGAUGUCUUCAAGGCCUUCGAGACCGAAGACACUUUGAGAAUAAAGGCAAGUGUCUGAGAAGAAUGUCCAAGGCAAAAUAUAACAAGAAUAAUAAUAAUUCGGGGCUUUACGUCGCGAGACAACUGCGAUCAUGAGCGACGCCACAGUGGUCGGGUGUGUGGAUAAAUUUUUUGCCCAUCUGAGGGUUCUU